AUGGCGGUUGGUGCCGGCCAGCACGAUCACGCCGCUGCUCGCCUUGAAACCGUCCAUCUCAACCAGAAUUUGGUUCAGCGUGCUGUCUCGUUCAUCGUGGCUGCCGGUGCCAUUUUUUCCCCCACGCCUUUUGCCCACGGCGUCAAUCUCGUCGAUGAACACAAUGGAAGGCGCAUUUUCGCGGGCCUUCUGGAACAAACUGCGCACCCUAGAAGGGCCAACUCCGACGUAUAUUUCGACGAAAUCGCUGCCAGAAAUGAAGUAGAACGGUACAUUCGCCUCCCCAGCGACCGCCUUAGCUAG
Messenger RNA from Babesia ovata, 303 nucleotides. RefSeq names its product iron permease, putative. Lineage: Eukaryota; Apicomplexa; Aconoidasida; Piroplasmida; Babesiidae. The record is from RefSeq and is a predicted model, not a curated record. The transcript has a single exon. The coding region runs from base 1 to 303 and encodes 100 amino acids.